AUGAAGUUGUUGUCUACCGUCGCAUUAGCUGCUACGUCGUUGUUGUCCCUUGCCGGCUCCGCUGUGGCCGACUCGGGCUUACCUGCCAUUGAAAUUGUUGGUAACAAGUUUUUCUACUCCAAUAAUGGCUCUCAAUUCUAUAUCCGUGGUGUUGCUUACCAGUCGGAUGUCGCCAAUGAGACCACUGGUCAGACCUUUUCCGAUCCUUUAGCUGAUGGUGCUAGUUGUAAGCGUGAUUUGCCAUACUUGCAACAACUGCAAACCAACGUUGUCCGUGUUUAUGCUUUAAACACCUCUCUUGACCACACUGACUGUAUGAACCUUUUCUCCGACGCUGGUAUCUACGUUGUAGCCGAUUUGUCUGAACCUGGUCUUUCCAUCAACCGUGACGAUCCUCAAUGGAACAUCGACUUGUACAACCGUUAUACCUCUGUUAUCGAUGAUUUCCACAACUACACCAACGUCUUGGGAUUCUUUGCUGGUAACGAGGUCACCAACAACAAAACUAACACCGAUGCUUCUCCCUUUGUUAAGGCCGCUAUUCGUGAUGCCAAGGCUUAUAUGAAAGCCAAUAACUACAGAGCCAUUCCUGUUGGAUACUCUUCCAAUGAUGAUUCCGAUACUCGUCAACCCAUGGCCGAGUACUUUGCUUGUGGUGACGACUCUGAAAAGGCCGAUUUCUACGGUAUCAACAUGUACGAAUGGUGUGGUAACUCGAACUUUGUCGAGUCCGGUUACCAAGCUCGUACCGAGGAGUUUUCCGGUUUGAAUGUGCCUCUUUUCUUUUCCGAAUAUGGAUGUAACGCUGUUCAACCCCGUAAGUUCACCGAAGUGUCUGCUCUUUACUCGAGCGAGAUGACUGAUGUAUGGUCCGGUGGUAUUGUAUACAUGUACUACCAAGAAGCCAAUGAUUACGGUCUUGUCUCUAUUUCCGACAACUCUGUUUCCACACUUGCCGACUUUAACUAUUUGGCCAGCGAGAUCGCUUCUGCCUCUCCCACCUCUGCCAACACUGCUUCUGUGACCGCCAACACCACUCAAUUGGCCUGUCCUGCCACUACUGGUACCGACUGGAAGGCUGCCACUGCCCUUCCUCCUACUCCUAACGAGGCUAUGUGUCAAUGUUUGUCUCCUGCUGCUGCCUGUGUUGUUGACAAGUCGGUCGAUUCUAAGGACUAUGGUGACCUUUUCGGCUACCUCUGUGGUCAAGUCAGCUGUGAAGGUAUUUCCGGUAACGGUACUUCUGGUGAAUACGGUGCCUUUUCUUUCUGUGAUGCCGAGUCUCAACUCAACUUUGUGCUGAACCUGUACUACGAAUCCAACGGCAAGGACUCAUCUGCCUGUGAUUUCUCCGGUUCGGCCUCCAUUAACAGCGCUCCUUCUACCGCCAAGGCUUGUUCUGCCGUUCUCGCUCAAGCUGGUACUGCCGGUACCGGUGCUGUCACCGCUUCUAUCACCGGAUCUUCUGGUUCCGGCUCAGGUUCUGGCUCCGGCUCCGGCUCUGGUUCCGGUUCCUCCAACGGCGGUUCCAGCUCUGCCAGUGCCAGUGGCAGCUCCACCGGCAAGAAGAGUGAUGCCUCCUCCAUCAACACCUCGGGCCUCAAGCUCGCUACUGUCGUCUUCGGUGCUCUCGCCGUCGCCUUCUCUCUUGUCUUCUAA
Sugiyamaella lignohabitans is the source of this 1659-nucleotide messenger RNA. It is a transcript of the gene GAS1, whose product is annotated as 1,3-beta-glucanosyltransferase GAS1. The transcript has a single exon. NCBI's taxonomy places the organism in Eukaryota, Fungi, Ascomycota, Dipodascomycetes, Dipodascales, Trichomonascaceae. Gene Ontology annotation, molecular function: 1,3-beta-glucanosyltransferase activity. The record is from RefSeq and is a predicted model, not a curated record. Gene Ontology annotation, cellular component: cytoplasm; fungal-type cell wall. Gene Ontology annotation, biological process: fungal-type cell wall (1->3)-beta-D-glucan biosynthetic process. Bases 1 to 1659 code for a protein of 552 amino acids.